Colletotrichum scovillei is the source of this 1602-nucleotide messenger RNA. RefSeq lists its product as uncharacterized. The coding region runs from base 1 to 1602 and encodes 533 amino acids. The transcript is spliced from 4 exons. NCBI's taxonomy places the organism in Eukaryota, Fungi, Ascomycota, Sordariomycetes, Glomerellales, Glomerellaceae. The record is from RefSeq and is a predicted model, not a curated record.
AUGAACGAUCAUGAGAUCUUCCGUCAUCUUGCUACAUACCCUUUCACCUCCGCAACAUUGAAGAUGUUGCAAUGCGCUUUGCGGGUCAUUCAGAAGCGUUACCCGCUCGCCUCUCUUCAAAAUGCAGGGGAGGAAGUCUCAGAAUACCCGCCGCAGGAAGCUUUCGAGCAAACAGAAGUGCCACUACAUGUCACCGGCGAAUGGAUCAACUUGAUGAAGAUUGUGGCCGAUUCCAUCGACACCCCAGAACAAAGAGUGUCGUUGUCGUUGCGACUUUUCGCUAGAGGCGAGCAAGCAGAGGUCGAUAUGAUUGCGGAGUAUCUUCGCUUAUUACGGCCGGCUUAUCCGUCUUUCCACUUUAGUGAUCCAGUAAUCUUCACGUCUGACGAUACAGAAAUAGCUGCGAGGCUCUGCGGGACUCUUGACGCUACCACGCUCAUCUCAUGCAAUUAUGAUGGGGCGUGGUUCGCGGCCGUUGCUUACGCAGAUUGCGUGCAGCUAUAUGGAGCACAGGCCGAAAGCAGCUCGAAACUGGGGCAACAGGCCCAAACCUUGUUCCCUGGCCGUACGAUCUGUUUCUCCGAGCCACUUGUCACGACGCCGGACAAGGACACCGGAGCAUUGAUGUUAUUGAGCUUGCGAAUGCUGGCCGGUGGAGGCGUGCCGACAAUGUGUGCCGACGCCGCCUCCUUGGAAAAUUUGCGAGCACGAAUAUGCAUAGAGCUUUUGACCCAGAACCUGGAUGCAAGGGACGCUGAUGUUUCCGAGCGGCUUCAGCAAGUGCAACUAGAACACUCUGCCUUUUUCGACGAAGCGUUCAUACACGAAGACAAUUCGCCGUCGCCAGUCGGCUCCACUUUCACAGCUGACAUGGGAAGUGGCAUCGGUCCGUCUACGUUCGGUGUCUCUCCCUCGCCAUCUCGGCUAUUUUCGCCCGUCGGAGAAGGGCCUCCUUCAGCAGGAAGAGGUUCAAGCGAGACUCCUCAUACCGGCCUUGUUUUUGGCACGAGAAUUCAUGGAGUUUCACACUCAAAAUCACCUCCCAUGCCGCCCCCCAUGCCAGAGGAAUGCAGAGUCAUUCUCGGUAUGCUCAGCGGGGCCGUGGCCUUUUACCGGAGCUCUCGCCUCGGCUCCAAGAGCGAGUUCUACCGCCGCUACAUGGGUUUGCUGUUCUAUGAGAAGAUGGUCCGCCUCAGCAGCGAUCAAGAGGUUGCCCUACAGAUGAGGCGUCACCAGUCGGACUUUCAGAUCUGGCACGACAUUUGUGAUUUGCGCCGCGACUGGGGGCCGGGUCGAUUUGUGCUUCUUUGUGCGCUGCCAGAGAGCUUCCAGGUAGGGCGAGGAAGCAGAACGGAGCAGCAAGUGCAGCUCAGAAGAGUCUGUAAACGGCUUAAAGAUGACCGCGACCCCCUAUCGGGAUAUCUGGACGCUGCUAAAGAGCUGUGUGCUGCUUUAGUUGGCGUAAAACUCCCAUGCGAAAGAUUGAUGAUCGAUGAUUACCACCUCAAGGCAUACCAAGACAUGUCGGAGCCGGAGUUUGCUGCUUACAUGAGCCUCAGUCCCCGACCAGUCAUACCGAUAUCAAGGUGGGGAGCCCAUUAG